AUGGUCUUGGUGACAAUUGACCGUUUGCUUCGCAAACCCACUGUGUCAAACAGAUCCUCGAACCCACAACUCAAAUUCCCGUGUCUAGAUGCCUUGGAAGCGAAAACUCAGAAAUUGAACACAAAGUCUUCCUCAUCAUGUGUUUCAGAGCUGACAUCGCUCGAGGGCGGCCCUGAACCAUCAUACUCAUUUGUCUCCACAGGCUUUGAGAUUUAUAAAAGCAAAAAGCCAAUCUUUUUGGACAACGGAGGAAACUUACCGGAAUACGAAAUUGCGUAUGAGACCUGGGGUGAGCUUUCUCCUGAAAAGGACAAUUUGAUUUUGAUACACACUGGCCUUUCGGCUUCUUCUCAUGCUAGAUCGCAACCAAAGAACACAAAACCUGGUUGGUGGGAGAACUUCAUCGGACCUGGAAAGUACAUCGAUACAGACAAGUACUUUGUUGUUUGUACGAAUGUAUUGGGUGGCUGCUACGGAUCCACAGGUCCAUCGUCCAGAGACCCAGCCAACAACGACUUUUAUGCCACCAGGUUCCCAAUUCUAUCAGUCAACGACAUGGUAAGAGCCCAAAGAGAGCUUAUUCAGAAUCAAUUCGGUGUCAAAAAAGUACAUGCAUCCGUGGGUGCUUCCAUGGGAGGAAUGCAGUCAUUGGCCUAUGCUAGUGAGUUUCCAGACGAGGUUGAAAAAAUCGUAAGCAUAUCGGGAUGUGCUAGAUCUCAUCCGUACUCCAUUGCAUUGCGUCACUGCCAAAGACAGGUCUUGAUGAGUGACCCCAAUUGGAAGCGUGGCUUCUACUACAACAGUGUUCCUCCUCAUAUUGGCAUGAAGCUAGCUCGUGAGAUUGCAACGGUCACCUACCGUUCUGGACCAGAAUGGGAAUCUCGUUUUGGCAGAAAUAGAGCCGACGAGUCAAAGCCUGCUGCAUUCUGUGCCGAUUUCUUGGUCGAGACGUACUUGGACCACCAGGGCGAGAAGUUCUGUCUUGAGUAUGAUGCCAAUUCGCUUCUAUACGUGCUGAAGGCCAUGGACAUGUUUGAUCUUGGGCUCAAGAGUUCCCGCAAAGCGCAAAAUAACAGAACGGAAGCCGAGAGCAGGUACUACAGCCAAGACGAGGAUGGCAGCAUAAGCAGUAUACCAGAGAUCCCGUACCAGGAGAGAAUCAACAAGGCGACAGUCACGCCAGAGCAGGCCUUCGAGGACUUGAAGAAAGGGUUUGAAAAAAUCAAGGAUAAGGAAUUUUUGGUGAUUGGUGUUGAGUCGGACAUUCUUUUCCCCGUGUGGCAGCAGAGAGAGAUUGCCGAGGUCCUCAACUCGUUUGAAGGCAACAGAGACAAUGUCACGUACUUUGAGUUGGGCAACAACAUCAGCAACUAUGGCCACGACACUUCUUAA
Messenger RNA from Candidozyma duobushaemuli, 1392 nucleotides. RefSeq lists its product as uncharacterized. NCBI's taxonomy places the organism in Eukaryota, Fungi, Ascomycota, Pichiomycetes, Serinales, Metschnikowiaceae. Gene Ontology annotation, molecular function: L-serine O-acetyltransferase activity; homoserine O-acetyltransferase activity. Gene Ontology annotation, biological process: L-homoserine metabolic process. Bases 1 to 1392 code for a protein of 463 amino acids. The transcript has 3 exons. The record is from RefSeq and is a predicted model, not a curated record.